Messenger RNA from Helobdella robusta, 1401 nucleotides. RefSeq lists its product as hypothetical. The transcript is spliced from 12 exons. NCBI's taxonomy places the organism in Eukaryota, Metazoa, Annelida, Clitellata, Rhynchobdellida, Glossiphoniidae. Gene Ontology annotation, molecular function: calmodulin-dependent protein phosphatase activity; calmodulin binding. Gene Ontology annotation, biological process: calcineurin-mediated signaling. Gene Ontology annotation, cellular component: calcineurin complex; cytoplasm. The annotation marks the transcript as partial. The record is from RefSeq and is a predicted model, not a curated record.
AUUCCAUAUCCUAAAACAAAUCGCUUGGAUAUUUCUGAUUUAUAUAAAGACAAUAAGCCAAGCUUUGCUUUGAUGAAAAAUCAUUUCCAACAAGAAGGUAGAAUAACUCAGAAAGCAGCUUUACAGAUUAUUGAGGAUGCUCAACAACUUUUAAAGCAAGAACCAACAUUACUUGAAGUAGAAGCCCCAAUAACAAUUUGUGGUGAUGUUCACGGUCAGUUUUUUGAUUUACUGAAAUUGUUUGAAAUUGGUGGACCACCCAGUCAAGUUAGAUACUUGUUCCUUGGUGAUUAUGUGGACAGAGGAUAUUUCAGCAUAGAAUGUGUUUUAUAUCUUUAUGCCAUAAAAAUUAAUUUUCCUCUGUCAUUUUUCCUGCUGAGAGGCAACCAUGAAUGUCGCCAUUUAACUGCUCACUUCUCUUUCAAGCUAGAAUGUAUGAUAAAGUACAGUGAAAAAAUUUAUGACAGUGUUAUGGAAUCAUUUGAUGCUUUGCCAUUAGGUGCUCUUGUGAACAAACAAUUUUUGUGCAUACAUGGAGGUUUAUCUCCACACAUUCACACUCUGCAGGAUAUUAAGAUGAUAUACAGAUUCAGUGAACCCCCGGCCAUGGGUCCUAUGUGUGAUUUACUCUGGGCAGAUCCCACAGAAGAUUUUGGCAAUGAGAAAUAUGAAGAUCUCUUUCUGAUCAAUACCAGUAGAGGUUGUUCUUAUAGAUACUCGUACCAAGCUGUUGUGAAUUUCUUGAAUGAGAAUCUGCUUCUCUCUGUCAUCAGAGCACAUGAGGCUCAAGAUGCUGGCUAUCAGAUGUACAAGAAGCAUGCAACCACUGGCUUUCCUGCAUUGAUGACUAUAUUUUCUGCUCCAAACUAUUUGGACGUGUAUCACAAUAAAGCUGCCAUAAUAAAAUACGACAAAAAGAAAUUAAAUAUAGAGCAGUUCACCGAUUCAGUGCAUCCCUACUGGUUGCCAAACUUCAUGGAUGCCUUCUCUUGGUCACUGCCGUUCAUUGGAGAACGAGCUACACCACUUCCGCAGAUCAAUGCAGUGAAAACUUGUUCAGAUGAAUAUUUACCACAGCUUCACACAGACCAAAUAGGCAAUCAGUUAUUGAAGGAUCUUGAAAAGAAAAAAGCCGCCAUCCAGAGCAAAGUGAGAGUCAUCAGUAAAAUGAGCAGAAUGUUCAAAAUACUCAGGGAAGAAAGUGAAUCUUUGGUAGUGUUGAAAGGACUAACGCCCAAUGGCAUGCUACCCAUUGGAGCACUAACAGGUGGAAAAGAAGGACUAGAAAACGCGAUGACAGGUUAUAUGCCUAACAUGAAAAUAAAAACGUUUGACGAUGCAAAACUCCUCGACAAAGAAAACGAGACUUGGCCGUCCGCUAAUAAAGCUCCAGGGGAAUGA